AUGGUUUUAUACAAAAGAAAAGCAAUUGUAUUGCCUGAUCCAAAACCUUUACCACAUGAUUUAAAUAUUCAAGUUUGGCAUAUCGAUGAAACUGGUGAAUGGUUUUUAUCAUAUGAAGAAUAUUUAGAGAGAUUAGAGUUUUACACUAGGCAUCACUUUACAUGUGAAAUUACUGGGACAUCAUGUUUAACGUUUUUUGAAGCUUUGGAUUCAGAGGAAACACAAUUUAAAUAUGUAGAAGAAAAAUUCCCAAUUAAAUUGAGAGAGCCAGUAGCAAGAUUCUUACAUUUUAAUUCCAUCAGAAGAUUGGAUAAUCUGGUGGAAAACGUUUAUACAAGAUUCAAAAACGAUUUUUUCCCUGGUGAAUAUGUUUAUUUGCGUAGAAACAGAGAUUUAACAAAUACCACAACAAAUCAAAAUACAGCUACAUCAUCCACAAACCAAUCUCAACAGUCAAGUCCGCAACCUUUUAAUGAUUAUAAUAACAAUUCAGCGGAUUCUCAUUACGAUUUUCAAUCUCAAUCUCAACAGUUAAAUAAUAAUAAUAAUAGUAACACAACGAGCAUACAAAAACCUUAUGUGGUGAAAGAAAAAGCAGAAUUCAAUGCCACAAUGGAUCCAAACACUAAUGAAGUCAUAAUGCCAGCCUAUUGUAAAUAUAUGUUAAUGGAAGAAUUGAAUAAUAGUAAAUCAGUCAUUGCCGAUCAGAAUCAAAUUUAUAGAGAUCGUUCUACUUUUACAAAACAUUUGAUAAAAUGCUUUUGUAAGAUUACUUUAUGUAGAGCUUCCACCAAAAUGGGUGCACCUUGGUGUGUUAAAGAAGAAUAUUUACCAAUCUAUGGUCUUACAAUGGAUUGGCCUUCCGAUAUGUUGAAAUAUAAAGAUGAUGAACCUGAAGUAGUUUCACAAAGAUCUUCCAAGAAAUCCAGAACUAAGCAUGAUACUCCUCCAAUAAACAAUAGUACGAAUAAUUCUACUUCAAAUAACACGAUCACAGAUGAUAUUGCACAUAUUAAUAGUAGUGGUGGUGUAACUCAUCAAUUCCGUGCCGAUGAUUUGGAAUUUAUUAAUGAAUCUGCUGAUCUAACAAAUAAACAUAAUAAUAAACGUCAAAGAGAUAUGAAUUAUAAUGAAAUAAAUACAUCUAAUAACUUAGAUCAAUCAAUUAAUUACCAACAAUCCAAAAAGAAAAGAGCUAAUGAUCAAACUAUCCAAGACUACCAACUACAGUUGCAGCAGCAACAACAACUACAGCAAUUACAACAACAACAGUUACAUCAACAACUACACCAACAACAGCACCAAUUACAUCUACAACAUCAGCAACAGCAGCAGCAGCAGCAGCAGCAGCAACAGCAACAACAACAACAGCAGCAACAACCACUACCUGAUGAAUUAUUACUCUUACAACAACAACAAAUGCUCCAGGCACAACAACAGGAAAAAUUGUCAGUUGCUCCUGAACCUUCAGUUGCAGUAAUUACAAGUAUUGUGGAUGAUUUAGCUCUCCCAUAUAAGGGCUCGCCUAGUGUUUUCCAAAAUUUAUAUCAUUAUAACUCAUUAUUAGAACGAAUCCAAGUUGAUGACAAGCCAUUCCAUUCAAUUGAAAAUAUGGAUAAAUUAUUACAAGUUUAUCAAUUUUUGAACACUUUUAACACUAAACUAUAUUUAUCCCAUUUUAGUUUAGAUCAAUUCAUUUCUUCAUUAAAAUGUACGGAUCCAUUUGAAUUGAAAGGUGAAGUUGUAUUUAUUGAAACCACAAAGAAUAUUGAAGAAUCAAAAAAUUCAAUUAAAAUAGCUGAUGAUAGUGAUAGUGAAGAUGAAGAUAAAGAAUCUGAAAAGAUGAAAGAAGAAGAAAAUGAUGACAAAUCAAAUAAUGAUUCAGAUUGGCAACGUAAUCCAGAGGUAAGACAACUGAUAAAAGGGAAAAAUACUGAGGAUAUUAGUUAUAGAAUAGAACUCGAUGAAGAAGCUACUGAUGAUAUUUUAGAUAACGUUAAUCAUAAUGGCUCUGCUUUAUUACUAGAAGCAUUUGCAGCUCUUUUACGUCUUUUCAUUGAUGAAAAUGGGAACUGGACUUGCUUAGUAGUUGAAGAAUGGUUAGAAGAACCUGAAAUUGAAAAGGAAGAAGAAGAAGAAGACAAAAGAGAUAUUAAAUAUGAAGUUAAAGAGGAAAAUGCUACUGAGGAUUCCACUACGAAUACAAAUAUAGAUGGAAAAUUAAAUGAUAUUAAACAAGAAAAGGAAGAUAUCACAACUAAGAAAGAGGAUGACAAUGAUACCACAGCUGAAGUAGCUUCAAAGGUAAAAGCGGAAGAAGUUGUUAAAAAGGAAUCCGAAUCUAAAGAAGAACAAGAACAAGAACAAGAAGAAAAGGAAGAGGAAGAGGAAGAGGAAGAGGAAGAGGCAGAAUCUGAAGAAGACGAAAUUGAUCCAAUUCUGGAAAAAUGUUUAAAUUAUCGUAAUGUAAAUUGGGCUGAACGAUUGACUAAAAGGCAAUUCAAUAAUGGCCAUUGGCUAUUAAUUCUAUUGGGUAUUUUUCAAGACAGUAUGUAUGUUCCAUCUUAUAAAGAUAUUGUUAUUAACUUCACUGAAAAAAUUGUUCCAAAGGAAAUUUCUGCAAGCCAAUUGCCAAAACAAAUGUGGAAAAAUUUUUGUAGAAAUUUAACGUUGUCUGAAAAAAUCGAUUCCAUAUGGAUUUUAGUAGAUUUAUUAUUAAAUUUUUCACCAGAUAUCAAGUAUGAAAUUGAAAAAUCAAUGGAUUUAUGCUCACAUAUUCGUAGUGAAAGAUUUAGAAUAUCAAAAGAAUUAAAAACUGAACAAUCUAAAAUUCACAAUAUACAAGCAAAUCUUUUACAGCUAGAAAGACAAGAACCACAGCCAUUAGAAACAAUUGAAGAGGAAAAGAAAAAUCAAGAAGAACAUGAGCAUGUCUAUGAAAAUUUGAAGAAUGAUAAAAUAUUAUUGGAUAAAAAACUAAUGGAGAAUGAUUUACAAAGAUUAAAACCUUUAGGUAUCGAUAGAUAUGGUAACAAAUAUUACUGGUUAGAGUUAUGUGGUAUAUCCAUUCAGGAGUUAUUAGAUGAAGAGCCACCAACUUAUCAUUCUGGUAGAAUAUGGAUUCAAGGACCUUCUGAAGAAGCAUCAAUGUUUUUCUUAGGAAUUGAGAGGGAACAGAUUAGAAAUUGGAAAGAACUAAUUAAAACUAAAGGGCCUGUAGAGGCUACUACCGAAGUAUUCCAUAUUAAACAAAAAGAUGAUGGAUCAUUCUGUUAUAUAGAACCUGAAAUCGAAACAGAAUUAGUUGAUUCAACAGGUGCUCCUAAUCAAUACAUUGAAUUGACUCCAAUUCAAAAGAAAAUUAUUGAUGAAAGUCCAAGAGGGUUAAUGCUAUCAGAAAGCCAAUGGCAUUGCAUUGAGAGCUAUGAAGAUGUUAAAGUCUUAUUAGAAUGGUUCGAUACUUGGGGACGUCGUGAGCAUGAUUUAAUCCGGCAAUUUGGUAAUAUUGAGCAUACGAUCGAAAAAUGUUAUAAUCAUAGAAAUAAAGUUUUAUCUUUAUUCGAAAAAAAUGACACUGAAAAGCUUUUAUAUGAAGAAUUAGCUGAAAAUGAAUUUACUGAUGCUGAACUGGAAGCUCUUACAGGCAAGAAGGUCCAAAACCAAACAACUGGGGCAGAAAAUGACAAAAAUGAAGAUAAAAUGGACAAAUCCUCAACUGUGGAACCGGAAGAAGAAGAAAGUGAUAAUUAUGAGGAAGAAUUAGAACGGAUUGCGGAAGAAAUAAUGAAAUUGGACGAUUCUUCUAAAACUAGAAAAGUUAUCAGUAAAAUAAAAGAAUUAGAAGAACGUAGAGAUGAAAUCUUAGAAACUAUGGAAAAACGUGAAAAUUCUCAAAGGCCUGGAGCUAGGGUUCAAGCUCGUGCAGAAAAGAAACGAUUAAAAUUAAUUUGUGAGAAUAAGAAGAAAAGACAAGCUGAAAUAUUAACUGAUCUGCUGAACUUCCGCCAUUACAGUAUGAUGGAAGAUGCUAUUGGCUGGAAAAAUAAAACCGCCAAGACCGUAUGGGGUACUUCAUUACGUAAGAAUGCUACUGGUAACCAAAAGGUAGUUAUUGAUAAAUCAGUAGAAGAUAAACUAAAACAGAUUCUCGAUCAAACUUCAAAAGUUACUGUAAUUGCUGCGUCUACAAAUUGA
Messenger RNA from Henningerozyma blattae CBS 6284, 4194 nucleotides. RefSeq names its product Itc1p (gene ITC1). The transcript has a single exon. Lineage: Eukaryota; Fungi; Ascomycota; Saccharomycetes; Saccharomycetales; Saccharomycetaceae. Bases 1 to 4194 code for a protein of 1397 amino acids. The record is from RefSeq and is a predicted model, not a curated record.